This is a messenger RNA of Bipolaris oryzae ATCC 44560, 1335 nucleotides long. RefSeq lists its product as uncharacterized. The coding region runs from base 1 to 1335 and encodes 444 amino acids. NCBI's taxonomy places the organism in Eukaryota, Fungi, Ascomycota, Dothideomycetes, Pleosporales, Pleosporaceae. The transcript has a single exon. The record is from RefSeq and is a predicted model, not a curated record.
AUGGUUCUUUACGAAGAAGACGGUAGGGUUGUGAUCGUACACGAGAAAUACCUAGAAGAAGAGGCAGAGAAAGAACGCGGGAGCGUUCGAGAAAAAUACCCAUACACAGAUCCGAUUAAUGUGUGCAAGCAGAGGAACGGGCCAAAGUCUACUGAAGAUGUGAAAAUCAUCAUUGAAUCACAAAUCUUCAAAACCCUGUAUUGCGAAAAAAUGUUUGGCUGGGGCAGCGAUUUCGAAUAUAUAAAAAGCUUCAGGCAAAGAGAGGACAAAAUAUUGUCGGGAUCUCUUUGCCGCGAGACUCUGAUUCUGUGCUCGAGCUUUGCUAAGGACCAUUUUACGUAUAAUCCCGAUAGCAACGAGUUGCGUCUCCCAGUCUCCUAUCCACAAGCAAAAGGGGUAAAUCAGCCUGACGAUCAACUGGCAUACAUACGUGCCGAUGAGAUUGAAGCAUACAUCUUCCCGUGGCUCGACAAAGUGAAGGCAUACAUGAACAGUCCAAGGUCCAAUCAAACUACAAGCCAAAAGAUGAAAGACUACCUAACAAACCCCAACGGCCCAAUCGCAAUGAGAAUCCCCUCAUCCCUCCUCGAAAAAAUCCACCUCUACAACUGCAUGCUUCAACUCGGCCUCCCAAAAUUCAUCCAGUCCCCACUCAUCGACGCCCUCAUCCACCAACUCUACAAAACCAAACUCUCCGCCUGCCACCUCGACACAAUCGAAAUAACAAUCUGCCGCUUCUACUCCCGCGGCAUCGCAAUCCUCGACCCAGUCAUCAACCACCUCAUCGGCACCUACUCCUUGCGCUCGCUACCCGACCGCAACCACCCCAAACCCGCGGGGAAGCGCAAGCACAAGUACAAAGACUACCUCCCGCCUCAAACGAAGGAGCUUGCAGCAGACGACGUAGUCCGCCUAGAUGGUACCUUGGAAAUUAAAUUCGAGAAUGAAAUUGUGCGUGCCGUCGACUUCUCAGAGACAAACCGCCGCUACCUGAAAUUCACGCGGUAUGAAGUGUCUCGGGGCAAGCUUGGCAAGGAUAGCUGCUUGUUGCCGCCCGUAUUACCGGUUCUGGGGCAUUGCAUUCGGCAUUGGAGUGGGGUCAGGAAAAAUGGUGGCACAGCAGCGGCGUAUACGGGGUUGCCGCUUAAUGUGGGGUGGGGGAAGAAGUUUGCGGGGAGGGGGGAUGGGGUGUUGGCUGAGGAGGGGGAUUACGAGGUUGAGGGGGGGAAUCGAUUGGUUGGGUGGGGGUAUUUUAGGGCGAAUGGGCCGGGGUUAGGGGAGGAGAGGGAGAAGGAGGGGGGUCCUGAUGAAGAUAUGUUUUCUGAUGCGGAGUAG